This is a messenger RNA of Geodia barretti, 1105 nucleotides long. NCBI's taxonomy places the organism in Eukaryota, Metazoa, Porifera, Demospongiae, Tetractinellida, Geodiidae. The record is from the annotation of a GenBank genome assembly.
CAAAUCUGGAGGCGAUCUGACAGUUUCUCUCUCCCUGGGCGGCCGUCUCUCGCACAGCAAGAGCACAGGGCCGAGCGGCAGGAGGCCAGACUGCACGACAAGGCUGUCCGAGCCGCUCUCCAUGGUAACAUUGGCAAAGCCGUCGCUCUAGAGGUACGCUUCUCUUUUCCCCUUCAGCUCCAUUUUCCUUUCUUUUGUUUAUCUCCCCUCGCCCCAUUGUGCACUUUCAUUGAUAGGUUUCUGAAGCCAUAUUAUUUGCUCAAUGUGUGCAGUGACACAGUCCACAGGUAGAUAUGGAUUGGCCUGAAUCGAGCGUCUGUUAUAGGCAAGACUGAGUCUUGUAUAUUAUACCAAGUGUGGACAUGUUUGGCUUUGAUUAGAGGGAGUUUAUCCGUGAUCGCAAGAAGUUACCGCACAUUUUCCUUCUACUAUAGUAUCAUGUGCUCCUCUUCGUCCUCCAGGUAAGAGCUGAUGCCAAGCACCACCAGGCAGUGCACGCUGGUGUCCGUGCCGACAUGGCCCACCAUCACCAUCAUCCUCAUCAUCACCAUCUUCCCCAUCAUCACCAUCUUCCUCAUCAUCACCAUGCCCCUCCAGCGGUGGUGGUAGUGCACCAACCUCCACCCCCUUCGUCCUCUGUCCCUACCUAUCCUCCCCCAACUGUACAUCCACCACCUCCGGCUAAUGCUCCUGGAGGCUAUCCAUCCGCCCCACCGUACCCCAGUGCUCCAGGAGGUGUGUACCCAACACCCGCUCCCUACCCUGCGCCUGGUCCCGUUGCCCCUGGUUACCCUCCCUACACUGCUGUUGCCCCUGGUUACCCUCCUCCCCAACAGCAGGCAUACCCUCCGCCUUAUCCUGGUGGUCCAGCCUACCCUCCAGCUUACUAGCUGUCACUGUGGAAGAGCGGGGGAUUGAGAACACGAACUGUCAUUUCUUAGUUUGUAGAUAAACAAAUUUUAAUGUGUUGAGUUACAAGAAAAAAACGCAAAAAGAACAGCGGUUUUAUAAAGUGCAGUGUGCAGAAGGAAAAAGAAGCAAAUUACAUCAUCAUUACAUCACUCCCCGAGUGAGCUAGAACCCUCCCCUCAAGCUACGUCCUCUC